This is a messenger RNA of Colletotrichum lupini, 1965 nucleotides long. RefSeq lists its product as uncharacterized. NCBI's taxonomy places the organism in Eukaryota, Fungi, Ascomycota, Sordariomycetes, Glomerellales, Glomerellaceae. The record is from RefSeq and is a predicted model, not a curated record. The transcript is spliced from 2 exons. The coding region runs from base 1 to 1965 and encodes 654 amino acids.
AUGAGCACUCUCGCCAAUCUGGCGCCGCGUCGUCGUGGUAAGGGCAACAAGAAGGAAGAGAGAAAGGAGACUCAAACUCCCGUCACUCCUUCGCUGCCUGAGAAUCGAAGCGGUCCCGCCCAUCCCUUCAGUUACCCUGAUCCAGGCGGCAACACUGAUCAAAUUGUCGACCGCUUGGCCAACGACUUGCUGGAGAGCACCAUCUAUCAUCAUCCCAACGGUUUGCGCAGUCAUCCAUCUGUUCUUCUUUGUGGAACUGAGCCGAUGGCCAUCGCACCUAUGAUCUCUCCUGAUGUGCAACCCAAAGCGCCCUCGACGUACCGGAUUGUUAAUCUUCCAUCGGAGGACUUUUCUGUUCAUUGCCAGUCUGGCACCCAAGUUGCGGGGACCGACGAGGUUGCUCCGGCUAUCCCUGCAAAGUCCUUGCGACGUCAAUGUGGCAAGCAGGAGAAGAGCGUCGAUGGCUUCGUCGACCCCGAGAAUCGUCCUGCGAUGCUUAACUUCCCGCAUUCCAAGACCACGAUGCUUAACCCCGGCAACAGACAUCCUCUGUGCCUCCCUCCCUCUACAACGGUUCCACUCUCCUACGGCGGAUGCAAUGACGGGGAGGAUUUCUCACGGACUGCUGUCGCCGAGGCUCUUGCCGCCCGGGCCGCCGCUGAACAGGCUGCUCGCAUCCAGGCAAUCAGCGGCCAGGCUUCCGUCCGAAAGGAUCUUGACACCGAGGAUGUUCCCGUUCAGGUUCUUGGUCCAGAGAACGGUCCUAGAUCAGGCUUGAUCGACCCCGAAUUUGUCGAUAUCAAGACCGGGGCAAUGCUGGCUGCAACUCAAACCCUGAAGCCCCCUGGUUCGGAGAAACCCAAACUUCCUCCAUCAAAGACUUCCUUGCUUCGUCGACACAAGGUUGUCUCCAAGGUUCGCCACGUGUUCGAAUCCAUCCUGCCUAAGCCUGCAACGCCAGAAUCGAAGAUCAGGGGCAAGAUCUCAGCGCCCAUCGGUUUGACCACGUGCGAUCUGCCCAACCCUGCGGCGUACUAUCACCUCGAGGAAGUCGAACUCGAAGAGACAUCUAUCGUCAGCUCAAUCGAGCUUCGUCUCAAUGAAGGCAACAACCUGCAUAGCCACAAGGUUCAGAGCAUCGUCGGAGAUCGCAUCGUUCGUAAGGCCGUGGCUGAUGAUGAAAGCUCGGUUGGCGGCAGCGAUUCACCAGAAGAUCCCUUCUCGGGAGAGUUUGAAGUCGCAAAUCGUCCCCCCACUCCUUUUGAGCAUCGCCUCAAGAGUAGCCUUGACUCCACUGGUAUCCCUCCGGUUCCUUCUUUGAACCCUUUCGAUACUGAGAAGGACUUCGAUGCCGACCUUGAAGGAAUCUUGUCUGAGAAGCCCGUCUGUGCUUCAACCCCGCGUCGACCCGACCGGAAGGCAGCCUCCGGAGAGAGCCCCUCUAAGCGGUAUGCAAAGGCUGACGACCGCCAUCUUGCGUCCAUCAACGACACUGAGGGAGGCCCUAGUGCUCCCAGCCCGACUCCAAAAAAGUUGAGGCUGUCGGGCGGCUGGAGACUCUUCCGCGAUCAGCCUGAGCCCAGCACCAAAAAACACCCAUCGCCCAGCAAGCAGGAUCUUGAAGUCCUCGAAGAUCGACUCCGCGACAUGGUCAUCGAGAAAAUGGAGCAGGAGCCUGAACAGCGGCCAGAAUUGGAGGCCAAGUGGGAAGGCGUCCUCGCACCGGCUGCUCUGGGCCCCAAGGAUGCGAAUGCUGCGUUGAUGUUGAGUGAGGGCAAGCAGCCUGUCGCAAAGCCUACUGUCGUUAUCGGAGAGGCUAGCGCUGUCUCACUGCGUCGAUACAAUCGCGAAGAGUUCACCCGUAUCACGACGGCUGGUUCCCGGAUCCCUCGUCCUUCUCCUCGGUACACCCCCUACACUCGACCUUCGAACUUCGAUGCGCUGGAUAUUGACGAGUUGCAGUAG